Messenger RNA from Lobosporangium transversale, 1575 nucleotides. RefSeq lists its product as hypothetical. The coding region runs from base 1 to 1575 and encodes 524 amino acids. Lineage: Eukaryota; Fungi; Mortierellomycota; Mortierellomycetes; Mortierellales; Mortierellaceae. Gene Ontology annotation, molecular function: protein binding. The record is from RefSeq and is a predicted model, not a curated record. The transcript has a single exon.
AUGCUUGAACUGCAAUUGGAGGUGAAUAAACUGCAGUUAGAGGCCAAGGAGAAGGACGAAAGAAUGCUUGAAAUGCAACGGCAAGCACUCGACAGACUUGCCAACCUUCAAAAGAAAGCUGAAGCUAUCCUUGUCCAGAACUUUGAGCUACAUGAAUAUCCAAUCCCUCGACUGUUUAUCAUUUUACCUGCCGAUCGCGCCAAGUGGGAUCCAAUGAAUGUCUUGAGGAACAAGGUGCGCCUUCAUUUCUUAUGCGAACAUAGGGAUCAUACCGCAAAGACAGAGAGGAACUGUCAGGACCAAAUCCACCUUGCCAGACAUGAAGGAUAUGAGAUCCGGAACAGCACAGAGUUCUUUCAAAAGUAUGGAAAGCACAUGAUCAUCCUGUUGCAGUGGUUCAAGUUGGGGAUGGGAACACCUUCAGGUGCUUCUCUGACACCUGUCCCAAACCUGUUAAAUGUUGGCAUUAAUUACUCGAUCAAAUAUAUGGAGCAGCUAUCUAAGGACAAUCCAGCUCUGAACAACAUUAACGCAAUCGAUGACUUUGAAGCACUUGAAGGAGCAGAUCUUCGUCAAUUGAGUAAAUUUCUUCAAACCAAGGAUGAAGACUGGCAACUUGGCAACCUGUACAGGAUUACGACAGAAACAGGCCACGUCAGAUGGGUUUGUGUCGACCACUAUCGCUCGACAUAUAAAGAAAGAGAACAGGAAGCAUUUGAAAAUGUAGUGGAGAUGAAUCGUGGCAAGUAUGACUCGCACCUUGGCAAAGUCAUUAUCAAAUUGAGAUCCAGAACCACAGCAGGAGAAUUCUACAAUGCUCUGGCCAAUGCAAAACAUGUGUACGAGAUGGAUAUUGCAUUAUAUUGGGAUUGGACCCAGACAGACCUUGAAGCAUUAGAGAAGGCUCUAAGAGUGUCGAGUGUAUCGGUUCUUCGACUUGAUCUUGGGUUGUCUCAAGAAAGCACUACCAGGAAACUACUUUCAACAUCCACACGAUAUGAGAGGCUUGUUCGUAUUAUAGAACUACGCAAGAUGAAAUCGAUUUGUAUAGUACUAUCUCCAGAUCUGGUCAAGCUUUCGAAUUUACCAAGUGGAAAACUGCCACAUCUUCAUGAGCUAUCCUUUGAGGUAAAGCCUUGGGUGUUCGGAGCUAACAAUAUCCGAACACUUGUAAAUUCACUCAAGACCGAAGUGGCCUUGACUACUUUGGAUUUAUGGGGUACUACGAUUGGAAAGAAAGGAGCUCUGACACUCUCAGAGGCACUCAAGACAAACACAACUUUGACAAGAUUGAGCUUGGGAAGCAACUCAAUUGGGAACGAAGGAGCUCUGGCGCUCUCAGAGGCACUCAGGGCUAACAAGGCUUUGACAAGUUUGGAUUUGCAAGGCAACUUAAUUGAGAAAGAAGGAGCUAUGGCACUCUCAGAGGCACUCAAGACAAACAAGGCUUUGACAAGCUUGUACUUGUUUGCCAACUCAAUUGAGAAAGAAGGAGCUCUGGCACUCUCAGAGGCACUCAAGGCAAACACAACUUUGACAACUUUGAGCUUGGGGAAGCAACUCAAUUGGGCCUGA